AUGGGUAGUGAAGUGCGAGCAAGUCAUGAGCUACUCCAAGCACAAGCCCACAUUUGGAACCACAUUUUCAGCUUCAUAAAUUCUAUGUCCCUCAAAUGUGCAGUUCAAUUAGAUAUCCCAGAUGUCAUCCAAAAACAUGGCCAACCCAUGAUUCUUUCCGAGCUUGUCUCCGCCCUACCAAUUUCCCCAACAAAAGCACAUUUCAUCCCACGCCUUAUGCGAAUCUUAGUCCACUCUGGCUUCUUUGCCAGAGAAAGUCUGAGUGGUGGUGGCGAACAAGGUUAUGUACUAACAGACGCCUCCGCACUCCUCCUGAAAGACAAUCCCAUGAGUGCAAGGCCCUUCUUACUUGCCAUGCUCAAUCCCAUGUUAACCGAUCCAUGGCAGUAUUUGACCACUUGGUUCCAAAAUGACAAUCCUACGCCGUUUCACGUGGGGGUGUUUCAAGGAGUGGAUUCGUUGGUUGACGUGGGCGGUGGGACGGGAACCGUGGCCAAGUCCAUUGCUGAUGCCUUCCCUCAUAUGAAAUGCACUGUACUUGAUCUCCCUCAUGUAGUUGCUGACCUAAAAGGGAGUAAGAACUUGGAAUAUGUUGCAGGGGACAUGUUUGAGGCUGUUCCUGAGGCCGAUGCUAUUUUUUUGAAGUGGAUAUUGCAUGACUGGAGUGAUGAAGAAUGCGUGAAAAUACUUAAGCGAUGUAAAGAGGCAAUUACAAGGGAGGGCAAGAAAGGCAAGGAAAAGAAAGGAAUGAGAAAGAAUGGGCUAAGCUCUUUUCUGACGCAGGUUUCAGCCACUAUAAGAUUACUCCCUGUUUGGGUUUAA
This is a messenger RNA of Prunus armeniaca (apricot), 822 nucleotides long. The record is from the annotation of a GenBank genome assembly. Lineage: Eukaryota; Viridiplantae; Streptophyta; Magnoliopsida; Rosales; Rosaceae.